ACCUCUUUCUGCAUCCGCCACUUGUCGACCCUUCCCCAGUACGAGAGAACUUGCACUCACCAUUUCUCUUCAACCAAGCUUCUGCCAUCUUUGUUGCCCCGUCUACCACACCUCUCCAGAUUCAUUACGCCACAUGGCUUUCACUCGAUCCACUCCGUUGGCCCACCUUGAUACCUACAUGGCUAAGCAUGUCGAUCCUCCCACCUGGGAGCGGACUGACACGAGCUCCGUCAGCGAGACCGCCGUGUCUCAAGAGUGUUCGUCCGAGGCCGAACACCCCACGCCCUACUGUAGGGCAUAUAUUCCCAAUCAGACAUCACGAUGGGCGUUCGCCCAGAAGCCCAUCCGACGCUCUGCAGUGAAUGAGGUGUGCCAAUGGCCACCACCUCCCUCCCCCUCCCCCUCCUUCUGCUUCGACCCCUUUGGGGACAGCAAGGGACCAGCCGUCACGCCUACCCACUUCGCGCCCGCUCCUGUUCCCAGCAGCGUCUACGUCCCCGGCAAGGCAUCCCUGGCCUUGUACAACCCUGCCGACACUGUCUACGUCCCCCCUCCCCAUCAGCCCCGCCGGUCCAUCGAUGCCACGUACGUCGGCAUGAAUAAUAAAGAUAUACCUGUGGACCAACCGGUCGCCUGCCCGAAUCUGGCGGUGCAACCGCAGACGCAACGAAGAGAGCCUACAUCAGCACAGAGGCAGACACCUCCAUGCGAUCUAGCUCACUCCGCAACGCCUGCGGUGUCGCGGCCAACUACAGCAAUGACCUCGUCGCUCUAUGAGGAUGAGGAUGGGGAGGACGAUUUCGUCCUGCGCGCGCUCCAGCUUCCGUGGCUGGAGUUCAACCUCAUCGACGUCGAUGAGUUCACUCCACCGACCACUCCCCCGCUGUCACCCUCAACGCUCGCGGACGACGACGAGGACCUGCCGGUAUUGGAGAAGGCAGAGGAGUUGAGGGGAUGGGAGGAGGCAUCUUCUCUUGCCCGCGAUGCUAUAUACCUGGCAGGCUUCUAGUUUUUUUUUUGUAGAAGAUUUGUACUGCAAGCGAAGGACAUUGUACUCACGUAGUCUCACAUUUCAUUUUCUUGAAUUGGCUCGUCUUGUACUAUAUAGUUCCUUGAAUGGUAAAUGCCUUUGUAUCUGUU
Molecule: messenger RNA, 1140 nt
Organism: Somion occarium
Lineage: Eukaryota; Fungi; Basidiomycota; Agaricomycetes; Polyporales; Cerrenaceae
Source: the annotation of a GenBank genome assembly